AUGUCCCAACCUAAGGACAUCGAGAAAAGGUCUACGGCUGAGUCCAAUGAGUCUCCUUACGAGAAGGUGCAGUCAGAGGAGUCCCACGACCUCAAAAGAACCUUGUCUCAGGACUCUGCCACCACAGCCAGCUCCGAAGUGGUGACCAAGUCGUUUGGUAUACGCAAGUCUGAGCUCAUCUUUGCCCAGAUCGAGCACGGGUGGCAGAAGGCGUUCUUGUUCUUCACCAUCUUUAUUUGUAUGUACAUUGCUCUGAUGGAGAGUUCGGCGGUGAGACAGUUUACAAGUUAUGCUACAGACUCUUACAAGCAGCACUCGCUCAUGUCGACCAUUGGUGUGAUUAGAAGUGUAGUUGCUGCUGCGUCGUUGCCCUUCUACGCAAGAAUGUCCGACACGUUCGGAAGAAUUGAGAUGUUUUUUGUGGGUAUGGUGUUCAGAAUCGUCGGUCUCAUUAUUCAAUCCCAGGCCACCGACAUCAACAAAUAUGCAGCCGGUGUUGUGUUGUACGGUUUCGGUGUGGCUGGCAUGAGAAUUUUGUGGCAGAUCAAUUUGCAAGAUGCUUCUUCGUUAAGAUGGAGACUUGCUGCCAUUGGUGUCUUGAGUUUGACUACUAUCAUCACCACCUGGUCGAGUGGUGAGGUGAACACCGCGCUUUUGGAUAACCGCAGCUGGAGUUUCGGUAUUGCCAUGUGGGCUUUCACCACCCCAUUGGUGUGUGUGCCAUACAUGGCCAUGUAUCUCUUCUUGUACUUGAAGGCCAGAAGAACUGAUGCUUGGAAGAAGCUCAAGAGCGAUGAAAAAGAGGCUUUUAUUGCCAAGCAUGCCGACGCCAAGAGAUACCAUGACGAGGUUCUUGCAAGUCCUACGGCGUCUGGGAGAUACCUUGGGUACACCAAGUACCUUGGCGUUCGCACAAAGCAGGUGUUGAUUGACACGUUUUGGAGGGUUGAUUUCAUUGGUUGUAUUUUAAUCGCAUUAGUUUUCGGCCUUAUUUUGGUGCCAUUGACCUUAGCUGGUGGCACCAGCCACAAAUGGGAAAGAGCUUCCACGAUUGUCCCAAUUGUGCUUGGAUUUGUCGUGUGUAUUCCUCUUUUCGUCAUUUGGGAGAAGAAAAUUACGAAGACACCAAUGCUCCCUUUCAAAGUCAUGAGAGACAGAGGUAUUUGGGCUGGGUUCUUAGUCGGUGUGUUCAGUACAUUGAUUACAUCUAUGCCUAACGACUACUCCUAUCCAGUUUUGCUUGUUGGUAUGAACGCUUCCAAAACUGUGGCUACUCGUACGGGUCUCUUGAACUCUUUCGUCGAGGGUAUUGCCAUGCCCAUUUUGGGUUUUGUGUUGUCUCGUGUGAGGAGAACUAAAGGUUUCAUUCUUUUUGGUGACGCCGUUAUGUUCAUCGCUAUGGGUCUAUUUGUCCACUUCAGAGGAGACAGCAACGGUACCCGUGCCAAGUAUUUCCGUGAUGGUGUUGCCAUCGCUUACUGUAUUGAAGGUUUCGCUACCAUCUUCUUCACAAGAGUGGCCUCUGUGUCUGUCCAGGCCUGUACUAACCACGAGUACAUGGCCACAGUCACUGCGAUUUUUGCCGCUACGUAUCAGAUUGGAUCAGCUAUUGGCAGCUCCGUCUCUGGUGCCAUUUGGACACAGCAGAUGUAUCAGGUCAUCUACGAUAAGAUGGAGGAGUUGGGCGUCGACCCAUCUUUGGCAAAGCUUGCUUAUCAAUCUCCAUACAAGUUCAUCGAAAAACAUGCAUGGGGCACACCCGGAAGACGGGCCGUUAGUAUGGCGUAUGCAGACAUUCAAAGAAAGCUUUCCAUCACGGGUCUUUGUCUUUGUGUGCCCAUGCUUAUUUGGAUAAUGUUUUUGAGAGACCACCGCUUGAGCGACGCCCAGAACUUGGACGACGAGUCUGUGCUUGAGAAGGGAGGUGUCGAGAAGGUUGCAGAGCGUAGCAAAUCCAGGAUGUUGUUUACUGAGGACAAGGACUACAUUCUUGAUUUCCUCAAAAAGCUUGUCGGGAAAAAAUAA
Molecule: messenger RNA, 2025 nt
Organism: Candidozyma auris
Lineage: Eukaryota; Fungi; Ascomycota; Pichiomycetes; Serinales; Metschnikowiaceae
Exons: 1
Coding region: 1-2025 (674 amino acids)
Biological process (GO): intracellular iron ion homeostasis; transmembrane transport
Cellular component (GO): vacuolar membrane; endosome
Molecular function (GO): siderophore-iron transmembrane transporter activity
Source: RefSeq, a predicted model, not a curated record